UCCAACCAGUCUUAUAGCAACUCUGGAAGUCAUAUACACCUGAAAGCGUGUGUCUGCUCAUCAUCUCAUAAAGUCUCAACAUGGGUCGCCAGAAGAUAUAUUUGGACAAAUUGUCUCGGGCUCUCCAGAUCCAUAACCUGCUGCUCCGUCAGUCCCUGGCAGAGUGCCUUGGCACUCUCAUCCUUGUGAUGUUUGGCUGUGGUGCCGUAGCACAACUGGUACUGAGUGGUGGUUCCCAUGGCAUGUUCCUCACCGUCAAUUUUGCUUUUGGUUUCGCUGCCACCUUAGGCAUCCUUGUCUGUGGCCAGGUAUCAGGUGGUCAUCUGAACCCUGCAGUGACCUUUUCCCUUUGCCUGCUUGGAAGAGAGCGCUGGAGAAAGUUCCCCAUGUACUUCCUCUUUCAGACCAUUGGUGGAUUUUUUGGGGCUGCUAUUAUCUUUGGCAUGUACUAUGAUGCUUUCUGGGAUUUUCCUGGAGCUUUCAAUGUGACUGGACCCGGUGCCACAGCUGGAAUUUUUGCUACCUACCCUGGAAAACAUCUCACCAUUGUCAACGGCUUCUUUGAUCAGAUUAUUGGCACAGCAGCACUGAUAGUUUGUAUUCUAGCUAUUGUGGAUCCAUACAACAACCCCAUUCCCCAAGGGCUAGAGGCAUUCACUGUGGGGUUUGUGGUUCUGGUUAUUGGACUAUCUAUGGGCUUUAACUCUGGCUAUGCCGUCAAUCCUGCCAGAGACUUGGGACCACGUCUUUUCACUGCUCUGGCUGGGUGGGGAAGCGAGGUGUUCACGGCUAGAAACGGCUGGUUUCUGGUGCCUAUCUUUGCCCCGUUCCUUGGCGCCAUCAUUGGAACGAUAAUUUACCAGGUGAUGGUUGGUUUCCAUGUGGAGGGAGAAGCCCGUGAUAACAGAGAAAGAGCGGAAGAGGAGAGUGUCCGACUAACCAAUGUUAAUUCGAACGCCAACUCUAAAGAGGGUACCAAGGAAAUGCACUGAGCCUAGUAGAGAUAUGCAGCUCACCGCUCAAACAAGUCCAUGUAAAUACAGCCACGCUUUACUUUCUGCCACAGCUUUUUUUAAAGCCAUUGUUGUAAUAUCGCUCAUGAUAGUUCUGUUUAAUAAGUGCAUCACUUUUAUUUACAUUUCCAUGUAACUGUAUUAUAUAGAAGAAUGAAUGAUGUAGAAGAAUGAUUGUGUACAGUAUAAGUAGAAAAAACCUAAAAUUGUGAAGCACAGAAUGCAUUCUUUUAAGCAAUUAAUAUUUGGAUUAGUGUAUAGCAGUCCAAUUUAACAGUAUUGUAUGCUUAAUACUAUUUAGAGUGUUAUAGAAUUUUGUAUUGUUAUUGUUUUAUAUUAUUUUUCUGAAUUAACAGAUGCAUUUCUUUGCCAACCAAUUUCUAAAUAAAAUACUAUAAGAGAAAUAAAGAAA
Molecule: messenger RNA, 1425 nt
Organism: Cololabis saira (Pacific saury)
Lineage: Eukaryota; Metazoa; Chordata; Actinopteri; Beloniformes; Belonidae
Gene: aqp3a
Product: aquaporin 3a
Exons: 6
Coding region: 81-992 (303 amino acids)
Biological process (GO): water transport; glycerol transmembrane transport
Cellular component (GO): plasma membrane; basolateral plasma membrane
Molecular function (GO): urea transmembrane transporter activity; glycerol channel activity; water channel activity
Source: RefSeq, a predicted model, not a curated record